AUGUUUCCACAAUCAGGGAAAUCGAUUGUCUUUGACAACUUUCCAGAUCCAAGCGACACCUGGGAAAUCAUUGAGACAAUUGGCAAAGGGACCUAUGGAAAAGUCUACAAAGUGCUUAACAAAAUUGAUGGAAGUAAAGCAGCAGUAAAGAUAUUGGAUCCUAUCCAUGACAUCGAUGAGGAGAUUGAAGCAGAGUACAACAUCCUUAAAGCUCUGUCUGACCACUCCAAUGUUGUCAAAUUCUACGGGAUGUACUACAAGAAGGAUGUGAAAUGUGGGGAUCAGUUGUGGCUAGUACUGGAGCUUUGCAAUGGUGGCUCGGUGACUGAUCUGGCCAAAGGCAUGCUGAAAAGGGGUGACAGAAUGGAUGAAGCCAUUAUUGCCUACAUCCUGCAUGAAGCCCUCACGGGCCUCCAACACCUGCACAUCAACAAGACCAUUCACCGUGAUGUCAAAGGCAAUAACAUCCUAGUGACAACAUACGGAGGGGUCAAACUCGUGGAUUUUGGUGUUUCAGCCCAGCUGACAAAUACCCGUCUGAGGAGGAACACCUCUGUGGGGACUCCGUUCUGGAUGGCUCCAGAGGUAAUAGCAUGUGAGCAGCAGCUGGACUCGACCUAUGAUGCCCGUUGUGAUGUUUGGUCCCUGGGCAUCACGGCCAUAGAGCUGGGUGAUGGAGAUCCACCUCUGUCUGAUCUCCACCCGAUGAGAGCCCUUUUCAAAAUACCCAGAAAUCCUCCGCCUACUCUCCACCAGCCGGAGCUGUGGUCAGACAACUUUAAUGACUUCAUCUGCAAAUGUCUGAUUAAGGAUUUUGAGCUGAGACCAAAUGUGUUAGACCUCCUCCAGCAUGUGUUCAUCAAACAGAUUGUUGGUCGAGAGAAAAUACUGCAGAAACAAUUGAUUGAACUCAUUGAUCUCAACCAACAAAUGGGAGCCAUUGAAAAAACAAGCUAUCAUGGAAAGGCAGACAGUAAUGACAGGCAUGAACGUAUCCACACUAAAAAAGGAAGCCAUAUGAAGACACAGAGUGACCCAGACGAGGUUGACGACCUCGCCAUCCUAGAAGUUCUAGACGAGAACACAGUGACAGAACAGCUACAGAGUCGUUACGCAAGGGAUCAAAUCUACACGUAUGUGGGAGACAUCCUCAUUGCAGUCAAUCCUUUUCAUAAGAUGGAGAUAUACACUCCUCAGUACACUAAAAUGUACAUCGGAGCUAAGCGUACAGCUAAUCCACCGCACAUCUUUGCUGUGGCUGAUGUCGCCUAUCAGUCCAUGGUGUCCUACAAUACAGAUCAGUGCAUUGUGAUCAGCGGGGAGAGUGGAGCAGGGAAAACAGAGGGUGCUCAUCUGCUGGUGCAGCAGCUGACAGUUCUCGGAAAGGCCAAUAAUCGGACGCUCCAGGAGAAGAUCCUGCUGGUCAACAACCUGGUGGAGGCAUUUGGAAACGCCUGCACUGUCAUCAAUGACAACUCCAGCCGCUUUGGCAAGUACCUAGAAAUGAAGUUCACCUGUGGAGGAACAGUGGUCGGAGCGCAAAUAUCCGAGUACCUGCUGGAAAAAUCCAGAGUCAUCCACCAGGCAGUAGGGGAGAGAAACUUUCACAUCUUCUACUACAUUUAUGCUGGUCUGGCUGACAGGAAGAAACUCGCCCACUACAAGCUCUCUGACAGCAAAACACCUAAGUAUUUGUGUAAUAAUGAGCACAUUAAAUUAGGACCUGACAUAGUGAACAACACCUUCUACAAGGAGCAGUUUGAUGCAGUGGAGCAGUGUUUCAAAGUCAUUGGAUUCACCCUGGAGGAGCUGGGCAGUGUUUACAGCACUUUGGCUGCCACCCUCAACUCUGGCGAUAUCGAGUUUUCUCCAGUUGCCUCUGAGCACCAAACAGACAAGAGCAACAUCUCCAACAUCUCUGUCCUAGAAAAUGUGGCCUCUCUGCUGCGCAUCCGCCCAGAUGAGCUCCAGGAAGCCCUGACUUCCCACUGUGUCGUGGCCCGGGGCGAGACAAUCGUCAGGCCCAACACAGUGGAAAAAGCAGCGGAGGUGAGGGACGCCAUGGGCAAGGCUCUCUACGGCCGCCUCUUCAGCUGGAUUGUCAACCGCAUCAACACGCUGCUGAGGCCCGACAGCCACCUAGGAGAGGAUGACAAGGGCUUGAACAUCGGCAUCCUGGACAUAUUCGGUUUUGAGAACUUCAAGAAGAACUCUUUCGAGCAGCUCUGCAUCAACAUUGCCAACGAACAGAUCCAAUUUUACUUCAACCAACACAUAUUUGCUUGGGAACAGGAUGAGUACCUCAAUGAGGAGGUGGAUGCUCGGAUGAUUGAGUACGAGGACAAUCGGCCCCUCCUGGAUCUGUUCCUGCAGAAGCCCAUGGGAAUGCUGUCUCUUCUAGAUGAGGAGAGUCGGUUUCCACAGGCCACUGAUCAGACCCUCGUAGAGAAAUUUGAAGUUAACUUGAAGACCAAAAGCUUCUGGAGACCAAAGAGGGUUGACCUUGGCUUUGGUAUUCACCACUAUGCCGGGAAGGUGAUUUACAAUGCCGCAGGCUUCUUGGCCAAGAACAGAGACAUGCUUCCAGCCGACAUCAUCCUGCUGCUGAGGUCAUCAGAGAACGAGCUUAUUCGUAAACUUGUUACUCAUCCACUCACCAAAACAGGCAACCUUGCCCACACCAAAGGUAAAGGCAUAAACACAAUGCGCAGCCCACGGACUCCGACACGCACCAUCACCUUCGCCAAGAUGGGAGUGCUAACAUUAUACAGUUCCUUUUCUUUCAGUGAGUCGGGUGAACCUGGAGACACACCUUACCACCCGAGAGAAACCACCAACAUGAGGACACAGACAGUGGCAUCCUACUUUAGAUACUCUCUGAUGGACCUGUUGUCCAAGAUGGUGGCAGGACAGCCCCACUUUGUGCGUUGUAUCAAACCAAAUAACGAUCGCCAAGCUAGCAAGUUUGACAGGGAGAAGGUCCUGGUUCAGCUGCGAUACACCGGGGUUCUUGAGACCGCCAAGAUCAGACGACAGGGCUACUCACACCGCAUCCUGUUUGCCAACUUCAUAAAGAGGUACUACAUCCUGGCUUUCCAUGCUCAUGAGGAGCCAGCUGCAACUCCAGAAACAUGUGCUGCAAUACUGGAGAAGGCCAAGCUGGAGAACUGGGCGAUGGGGAAGACUAAGGUGUUUCUCAAGUACUACCAUGUCGAGCACCUGAAUUUGAUGGUGCAGCAGGCCACACAACGCAUCAUUCUGCUCCAGGCUUACGUCCGAGGCUGGCUGGGAGCCAAGCGGUACCGCCGGAUAUUGAAAGAGCGAGAACAGAGUGCUUUGGUGCUGCAGUCAGCUUACAGAGGUCAUAAAGCUCGGAAGAAGGUCGCUGAUGACAAAAGCAAAGCAAAGUUUGAGGCCUUCAUCACCCAGUUUCAGGCUGUUUGCAGGGGCUAUCUCGCAAAAAAGAAAUACAAGGAGUUGGUAGAAGAGAAGAACAAAGCCGCAACCAAGAUUCAGGCUCGCUACAGAGGACACAAGCAAAGGAAAAGCAUCAAAAGAAAACGGGAAGCCAAAGAGAAGGAAAAGGCUAAGAAAGCUUUGAAAGAAAAGGAAGAACAGACUCCUCCAGAAAAUCCCCCAGAUCCAAACGAGGAAGAUGAAACUAAGGCUGCUGUGGUUCUUCAGAGCAACUUCAGAGGCUACAAAGAGAGGAAAAAGUUUAAGGAGAGAAAAAAGACAAUGGCCGGGGCUGAGCUAGCGUUACCACCAAGCACAGUAGUGGAAGAAGAGGGUACAGGCAAAGGACAACAAGAGGAAAAGAGAGAUGAUAAAUUAGAGGAGUUUGACGAUGAUGAAGAAAGCACUUAUGAAGCAGAGGAUAAUGAUGACAGUGAUCAUACACAGGUGCCAGAAGAUGAUGACAAUAUAGAUGAGGCUGUGAUUGAGGAUGCACUGGCUGCAAUUGCUGAAAAAGAAGCACAGGCAGAGCACAAGGAGGACAAUGAACAGGAAGAGGCUGCGGUAAAUGAUGAAAUCGACAUAGAGGAGGAAACUAAAGCAGCCACUGUACUUCAGAGUAAUUUCAGAGGUCACAAAGAAAGAAAGAAGUUGCAGGAAGAAGGCAAGAUCCCAGCUAGGAAAAAAAAAGGAGUAUCAACAGAAACUCAAGAAGCAGCCGCAAGUGAUAUCACGUCAGAUGACCAAGACGAGGCCAAAGCAGCUGUGGUGCUUCAGAGUAACUUCCGAGGCCACAAAGAGCGCAAACGACUUGAAGAGGAAGGAAAGAUCCCUCCGAAAAAGAAGAAGGGAAAAAAGGAAAAACGGGAGACUCAGAAAGAAGAAUCUGUGCCAGACUCCCAGCAGGAUGAGAAUCCAGAGGGACUGGUUGAGGAGGAAAAAGCUGCUACUGUCCUUCAAAGUAACUUCAGAGGCCAUCAGGAGCGAAAGAAACUGAAAGCCAAGAAGGAAGCACAAAAGACGAAGGAAAAAGCAGAGGAAGAACCCGUUCCUACCAUUGAUGCAGAAGAAGAAACAAAUGAGGAGGAAGAGGAGGAGGAAGUGGUCGUGGAUGUUACUGAUAUUGCCAUUGAACAUAAAGUGGAGACAGAUGCUGAACAAGAAAGACUGGAAGAAGAACAUGCCGCAGUGAAGAUCCAGAGUAACUUCAGAGGCUACAAGGAGAGGAAGAACCUGAAGGCUAACAAGAAAGCAACACAGAUAGAAGCUGAGACACUGGAGAACUUCUCAAAAGAGAUCGCAAAGACUUCUCAGGACUUUGUAGCUCUGCAGCUGAAGUUGAAUGAGAUCAUCCAGGCCCAUCAAUCAAACCCUGACAGCAAUGGCAUGUUUGUGAGAGGAAAAGCAAUCAAUGGCUUUGCUUCCCAGAAUCACCAAUCAACUGACAAGAGACUGUCGAGGACCCCCCGCAGGACCCAGCAGCCCAAGACUCUCAACACACCCGAGGACGCCACCUAUUACAACCUGAUUCAUCGGUCCGUCCAGGAUGAUAAACGAAAGCCCAGGAAACAAGAUCCAGGAAAGCUGCUGGAUGUAGAUGACCAGUACUACCGGGCCCUGCCCACCAGCAGGUCGGUGCCCUCCAUGUCCACAGAGGAAGCGUCACCACCCAGCAGCGCGCCUGAGAGAAGGCAGUCUACGGAGCGGAGACGAUCCACGGACAGGAGACGCUCCAUGGACAGGAGACACUCCAUGGACAGGAGACAGCGUUUGGAACGGAGGCAGUCUGUAGAGCCCAGACCGGCUGCUACUCGCAAGCAGUCCAGAGAGAGGGCCCUAACUGAACCCGAGGCUCCCAGAGCUGCCAAAGACAACAGGCUUUCCAUUUCCAGAUUGUCCUCCACAGAGAGCCGAACCGACGACAACCCUUACGACUUCAGACAUCUACUGAGGAAGACCUCCCAGAGACGAAAGCUCAUCAAGCAUUACUGA
Scomber japonicus (chub mackerel) is the source of this 5448-nucleotide messenger RNA. It is a transcript of the gene myo3a, whose product is annotated as myosin IIIA. Bases 1 to 5448 code for a protein of 1815 amino acids. The record is from RefSeq and is a predicted model, not a curated record. The transcript is spliced from 37 exons. NCBI's taxonomy places the organism in Eukaryota, Metazoa, Chordata, Actinopteri, Scombriformes, Scombridae. Gene Ontology annotation, cellular component: myosin complex. Gene Ontology annotation, molecular function: ATP binding; protein kinase activity; protein binding. Gene Ontology annotation, biological process: protein phosphorylation.